AUGGAUCAUGAGAUCGAGUCACGACUGCCACAUGGUGAUAAUGAAGAAGAAGAAGUCGAUGAUCGAAGAGCUUUAAGAUUGCAAGCUGCCGAGGCCAGGAGGAUUGCUGGGCCAGAGGGUGAGGAACCUAAUAGGAAGCGGUUACGUCUUGCUGGGCCUGUUAUUGAAGUAGAUUUGGAUGAUGAUGAGGCUGCCGCCGACUUCGAGGCUGGAGCUGCACCAAUAGCAAUUACUGAGGAUGAGGCCAGUGAUAAUGACGAUGAAGUAGAGUUUGUAGGGGAGAGUAGGGCGGUAGGGGCUAAUUGGGUCUUGAGAAGGGAGCAUGGACCUAGGCUGGACCAGAGAGCAUUACAGGCAUUGGACCGUCAUCUUGGCUUUAACAACAACAACAACCUCCUUCAUCCUCCUCCUGUCCGCGUAGAGGGUGUUCGACGAUAUAAUACUGGCAACCUACCUGACUUACGAGAUGUCGAUACUACUCCUCAACAGGGGGAGGGUAAUGAUGAUGCUGGUAAUCGUAUGCCUCUGUAUGUCAUCCGAUACCCUAGAGGGAAUCGGCAAAGAUGCGAAGUAUGUCAUGGGAAUAUAUCUCUUAAUGCGACCACUCUCUCUUACCGUAGUAGGAGUGUAGUGAGGACCAUCCAUCUUGAGUGUACGCCCAACUGCCGAGCUCUGUACCGGCCAACAGAUGUUGGCAUUGAUGUUAUCUUUCAUGAUGCAGUUGCUAAUGAUGAAGCGGAAGUGGAUCGGGUCAUCACCACUCUGAGUCAUCUAAGGAGUAGAAGGCUGAUGGAUCGUGAGAGUGAACUCCGACGUCGGCGUAAUAACAGACGACAGCAACAACAGCAGCAACAUGGUGGGGGUGAUCUCCGAAUACCCGACCAAGCUAUAAUGGUCGGGGAUAUUGGACGACGGAUGAUCACCUUUGAUAAUGGCUUGCAUGAGGGAAUAUUGGCAUAUAACUGGCUCAUCCCAGGAAGUGGCCUACAGGAUCAGCAUGUUGUUAACAACAUGUAUCACCCCUCGGUGGCUGAAGCUCUACUACGUGGACACAUACCACAACGACGAGGACCUCCUCCACCCUCUAUACCCGCGAUGAUGAAGAAAUGCACCAGAGUUAUCAUCAAGAAGGCUGAUAUUGAUCCCGACACCAAGGAUUGGAGAGAAUGUACGAUUUGUUUGGAGCCCAUGAAGACCAGGCAAGCCGUCAUAGAGUUGCCUUGUGAGCACAGAUAUCAUCGUGGAUGCAUCGAGAAAUGGUUUAAGACAGCAUCGAUGAAGGAUCCGACUAAUGUUCGAUGCCCUCUCGAUAAGAAAUCAUUAUUCGACAUGUUGGGGGAACCUGUCCCUGGAGCAUAGAAGGAACUGUAGAUAUAAUUAUUGCAUCAUCAUCAAAAGGGACCAUCACUAAGGUAUAAU
This is a messenger RNA of Perkinsus marinus ATCC 50983, 1419 nucleotides long. RefSeq lists its product as hypothetical. Gene Ontology annotation, molecular function: ubiquitin protein ligase activity. Bases 1 to 1359 code for a protein of 452 amino acids. The transcript has 13 exons. The record is from RefSeq and is a predicted model, not a curated record. NCBI's taxonomy places the organism in Eukaryota, Perkinsozoa, Perkinsida, Perkinsidae. Gene Ontology annotation, biological process: protein ubiquitination.